Molecule: messenger RNA, 643 nt
Organism: Salvelinus sp. IW2-2015
Lineage: Eukaryota; Metazoa; Chordata; Actinopteri; Salmoniformes; Salmonidae
Source: RefSeq, a predicted model, not a curated record
CUGCGCGGUUCGCUGCAGGAGACGGUCCAGUCAUUCAGAGUGACCAAUGAGGAGCUGAGAGACACGGCUAACUCUACUGACCUACAGGACUGUAACAAGCUCUGUCACUGUCUCCAGUUGAAGAUGUUAGGACGAGGGUUCCCCUGGUCCAGACUCUUCAUGGCUUUACUGGUGUUUGCUGCCGGGUUCAUUACACACGACAUCCGAUCACGUGGCUCCUUCACAGACUCCACCACAGCAAGCUAUCUCCACAGUUCAGGGGUGAUGGGCGUGUCUCAACAGGCCUGGAGCAAAGUCACUCUCUACUCACAACAGGGCUUCAGCUGGCUGGACACCAACACUCCCUACUACUACUCAGAGUGUGUUCGUGUGUUGAGUCCGGUACUGGAGCAGAACUGGGAGAGAACUAAAGAUGCUGCCAUCUACAUCUCACAACUCACAACACAACUCAUUGACUGGAUCUAUCACAACACACCCCUACUAGUACAAUGGCUGAGUUCCAGCACUCCGGACAGUGUGUUCCUGCUGAUUGACUACCUGAAGCAGCUGUUACUGUUCCUCCAUACCAACUACCUGCUGCCAGCUCUCACACACACCUCCCAUCUAAUAGUCAGGCCUGGACGGCACUGCACGACUCCUGCAG